AUGGUCAACCUCCCCCUGCCGUACAAUGGGAUUCUUGGACGACCAGCUCUAGCAAAAUUCGUGGCGGCAACCCAUUAUGCCUACAACACCAUGAAGAUGCCUGGGCCGGUAGGAGUCAUUUCCAUCCCGUCGGACAAGAAGGACGCAAUCAUUUGCAUGGACAAGAUGUACCGGGACACAGUCGCGGCAGAGGCCGCGGCAGCUAUAGUUCUAGCCAAGGAAAGCAAAGGAAAGCAGAAGGAUAGCAGGGAAACUAGCAAGAAAUCCGGGAAGCAUACCUCUUCGGAGUACGCUGCACCUGUCGAUGACUUGCCGGAAAGUUCCAACAGCAAGAGAUCCAACGUUGCUGCGCCACAUGUGAAGAAGGUCCCAGCAGGGCUGGCUGGCGUUGAUGGUACCUUGACCAUCAUCGCCACCCUCGAUGACAAAUAG
This is a messenger RNA of Aegilops tauschii subsp. strangulata, 432 nucleotides long. The record is from RefSeq and is a predicted model, not a curated record. Lineage: Eukaryota; Viridiplantae; Streptophyta; Magnoliopsida; Poales; Poaceae.